Molecule: messenger RNA, 2329 nt
Organism: Lampris incognitus (smalleye Pacific opah)
Lineage: Eukaryota; Metazoa; Chordata; Actinopteri; Lampriformes; Lampridae
Gene: tor4aa
Product: torsin family 4, member Aa
Exons: 3
Coding region: 190-1482 (430 amino acids)
Biological process (GO): negative regulation of apoptotic process
Cellular component (GO): nuclear envelope; endoplasmic reticulum lumen
Molecular function (GO): ATP binding; ATP hydrolysis activity
Source: RefSeq, a predicted model, not a curated record
ACACAGUGUUGCAUGUAGGAAGUCUGGAGAGCGAGAUAGGAGGGCUCUUCCUGACUGAUAGUUUUGUGGCGCUAUUCUGUUUUAGCUCCACUUAAAAACAUGGACUAAAGGUUCUAUAAGGGAUCUAUAAGGGAUCUAUAAGGGAUCUAAACCUAACAUUUUGAGAGGUAAAUUUUCUCCACAUUUGAGAUGGGUGAGCAAGGCAGCAGCACUAGGUUAACAGGAUCUCACACGGAGGAGGAAAUGGAGGGAGAAGAACAGAAAGAUGAAGUGAGGGAAAGUGCAGUUCCUAGUUUCUCUGAGUUCUCCUGCACUCUGCGUACUGUCGCAAGGAUAAAACAGAAGUAUCAAGCCAUGAAGAAGCGUCGUCUGGAGAUGUCCGCGGGUCUGGGAGGCACAGGAGUACUCACAGGGGCACCUGCUCGUACCAGCCCUAAAAUAUUCAUCUUUGAUGAAUUGACUCCCGCUCCCCACUCUUCCCUCUUAUUUUCAAAUCCUCAAAGAAAAAAGAAGAAAAGGAAAAGACGAGUGUUGUUUCCCACCGGAAGUGGACGCAGAACCCCGCCAUCACAAGAAAAUAGUCGAGCCAAAUACUGCCUAUACUUGCUUUGUGGUAUUGUCUUUCUACAGGUGUACAAUGCCAUAGAAAAUCUAGAUGACCAUGUUCUUAGAUAUGAUCUGGAGGGAUUCGAGAAGACUCUAAGGCGGGAGGUGUUUGGUCAGCAGGGAGCAGUGGAGAGUCUGCUUGCCCACCUUAAGGACUACUUGUCCACCUAUGUCCACAACAAGCCUCUUGUCCUGUCCUUGCAUGGUCCUAGCGGGGUGGGGAAAAGCCAUUUGGGACACCUUCUUGCUGGGCAUUUCCGUUCAAUAGUUGGGGAGGCCCUGGUGCUCCAGUACUAUGUUCUUCACCAUUGUCCCCUGGAGGCUGAUGCAUGGCGCUGUGCACGUUCCCUGUCUGCUCUCGUCUCUGAGGCAGUUGCACGUGCUGAAGAAGAGGAGAAGAUCCCACUCUUCAUCUUUGAUGAGGCUGAGCAUAUGCAUAGUGAGAUAUUAGAUGAAUUGAGGGAGCUAGUAGUCUCCAAACGUUCAAAUGAAUACCUAAAUGCUGUUUAUUUGUUCCUGAGUCGUCUGGGUCAUGACCAAAUCACCAAGCAUCUGCUGCACAACUCUUCAAGUAUGGCAGUAUCAGAGGCUAUGCGUCACGGUAACCUGGUUAAAGAACUGACUCCUGUGCUGCGCAACACUUUGGAGAAGCUUCACCCACUGUGGACACAUGCAGACAUCAUACCUUUGGAACUUUUGGAGAAACGUCAUGUCAUGGACUGCUUCCUUGAGGAGAUAACCCGUGAGGGGUUCUACCCAGAUCAUGCUAACAUAGAGCGUCUGGCAGGAGAGAUUGACUACUACUCCUCUAUAGGGGAGAAUGAAUAUGCCAAAACAGGUUGCAAGCAAGUAGUGGCAAAGGUCAACCUGCUGUGAACUCCUCUCAUUGGAAUCUGUAGAUGCAGAUUCUACAACCGUGAGAAAAAUAACUAAUGUAGAGGGCUGAGUAGUUACAUGGACACAAAACUGAGAUGACCAGGCACUGAGCCACUCCAGCAAGAACAUGUUUCUAACAGUGGCAAAAGAGGACUUAUGUGGUCUAGAGAAACAUGGCAUGCAACUCUUUGUAGAAGUUUGAAAACAUUCUACUAAUAAUUCUUAAUAUUUAAUUCUAAGCAAAAGCAUAAUUAAAAGGUAGCACUAUACAGUUCAGCCACACAAUGCUGACAACAGGAAUAAAGUAUAUUUGUUACUGGUCACAUUGUUCAAGCCUCAUCAGAAAAAAAAUAGGAUUUGACACGGAACACGAGCUGUAUCAGACCAAUAUUCAUUAUAAGCAGAAGUUCUAGUGUGUUCAUACAGUUUGAAAAAGUGAACCAGUAAAUGUGUCCAGAUGUACUGAUUCAAUUUUCUGUGAAAAUUAUUUUAAGUUUAUUUUCUCUAGAACUUGGAUGCACAUGCGAGAUAUUGUGUUCGUUUCCAUUUUCUGUAAUGAAAUUAAGAGCCGGAUCUGUUUUAAAGGGCCUGUGUGCAAUUUCUAAGGAUAUGAAAUUCCUGUUGACCUGCACGGCCAUUGCUAUCAAGUACAGCAUUAUAUUUCUCUACAUCAGCAACGAUAUUCUCUUUAAAGUGCUUGGGAGUUUUGGUUGGUGAUAAGUGUAACUGUUUGAAUCCUAACAAGUCCCUCAGAAAAUAUUCUAGUAUUGGACAUUUACUAGAUAUAUCUCAAACCAUACAUUUUUUUUAGAUUUCUUAGAAUAUGAGUAUUGCACAUACAAUUAGU